Heterocephalus glaber (naked mole-rat) is the source of this 3065-nucleotide messenger RNA. It is a transcript of the gene Smad7, whose product is annotated as SMAD family member 7. Gene Ontology annotation, cellular component: heteromeric SMAD protein complex. Gene Ontology annotation, molecular function: transcription regulator inhibitor activity; I-SMAD binding. NCBI's taxonomy places the organism in Eukaryota, Metazoa, Chordata, Mammalia, Rodentia, Bathyergidae. The record is from RefSeq and is a predicted model, not a curated record. Gene Ontology annotation, biological process: SMAD protein signal transduction; anatomical structure morphogenesis; regulation of transcription by RNA polymerase II.
GAGUGCAGGCCCCCGAACCCCGGCGGGCGCCUCCGGGCCCCAGCGCGCGCCCCGGCCUCCGGGAGACUGGCGCAUGCCACGGAGCGUCCCUCGGGCCGCCGCCGCUCCUGCCCGGGUCCCUGUUGUUGCUGCUGUCGCCUGCGCCUGCUGCCCCAACUCGGCGCCCGACUUCUUCAUGGUGUGCGGAGGUCAUGUUCGCUCCUUAGCCGGCAAACGACUUUUCUCCUUGCCUCCUCGCCCCGCAUGUUCAGGACCAAACGAUCUGCGCUCGUCCGGCGUCUCUGGAGGAGCCGUGCGCCCGGCGGCGAGGACGAGGAGGAGGGUGGAGGGGGAGGCGGAGGAGGCGAGCUGCGGGGAGAAGGGGCGACGGACGGACGGGCGCAUGGGGCCGGUGGCGGCGGUGCCGGCAGGGCUGGCUGCUGCCUGGGCAAGGCGGUCCGCGGUGCCAAAGGUCACCACCAUCCCCACCCCCAAGCCAUGGGCGCCGGCGCGGCCGGGGGCGCUGAGGCGGAUCUGAAGGCGCUCACGCACUCGGUGCUCAAGAAACUGAAGGAGCGGCAGCUGGAGCUGCUGCUCCAGGCCGUGGAGUCCCGCGGCGGUACGCGCACCGCGUGCCUCCUGCUGCCCGGCCGCCUGGACUGCAGGCUGGGCCCGGGGGCGCCCGCCAGCGCGCAACCCGCGCAGCCGCCCUUGUCUUACUCGCUACCCCUCCUGCUGUGCAAAGUGUUCAGGUGGCCGGAUCUCAGGCAUUCCUCGGAAGUCAAGAGGCUGUGUUGCUGUGAAUCUUACGGGAAGAUCAACCCCGAGCUGGUGUGCUGCAACCCUCAUCAUCUUAGCCGACUCUGCGAACUAGAGUCUCCCCCUCCUCCUUACUCCAGAUACCCGAUGGAUUUUCUCAAACCAACUGCAGACUGUCCAGAUGCUGUGCCUUCCUCCGCUGAAACAGGGGGAACGAAUUAUCUGGCCCCUGGGGGGCUUUCAGAUUCCCAACUUCUUCUGGAGCCUGGGGAUCGGUCACACUGGUGCGUGGUGGCAUACUGGGAGGAGAAGACGAGAGUGGGGAGGCUCUACUGUGUCCAGGAGCCCUCCCUGGAUAUCUUCUAUGAUCUACCUCAGGGGAAUGGCUUUUGCCUCGGACAGCUCAAUUCGGACAACAAGAGUCAGCUGGUGCAGAAAGUGCGGAGCAAAAUCGGCUGUGGCAUCCAGCUGACUCGGGAAGUGGAUGGCGUGUGGGUGUACAACCGCAGCAGUUACCCCAUCUUCAUCAAGUCCGCCACACUGGACAACCCGGACUCCAGGACGCUGUUGGUGCACAAGGUGUUCCCCGGUUUCUCCAUCAAGGCUUUCGACUAUGAGAAAGCGUACAGCCUGCAGCGACCCAAUGACCACGAGUUCAUGCAGCAGCCAUGGACGGGCUUCACCGUGCAGAUCAGCUUUGUGAAGGGCUGGGGCCAGUGCUACACCCGCCAGUUCAUCAGCAGCUGCCCGUGCUGGCUGGAGGUCAUCUUCAACAGCCGGUAGCCACUGGGGAGAGGAGUGCACGCCGAGCAGGCCACCAUUCAAACUACUUUGCUGCUAAUCUUUUCCUCCCGAGUGCUUGCUUUUCAUGCAAACUCUUUGGUCAUUUUUUUCCCUGUUGUUGGUGGGGUAUUUUCUUUUUUGUUUUUUCUUCUUGUCCUUGUUUGUGUUUUUGUUUUGUUCUUUGAGAAAUAGCUUAUGCAAAGAAUUGUUGAUUUGGAGGGGGUGAGCGUGGUUGGCAGGACAGGUCACCCUGUGGGAAAGGGGGAUGCAAAAGUCAGCACCACCAAACACAGUGUCUGAAUGGGGAGCAGUCCCUUCACUUUCGGUUCAGCAUUUCACUUGUCAGGAGUGUACACUCGAGUGAGUGUGUGUCUGUGAGCAAGAUGGGGAGGUCAGCAAAGCCUUUGUUCCUUACGGAUGUCCCCAGCUGAGAGGUUUGCGGUUCCAAGCUGUGUGUCUCCUGCGCCCUUUGGACGUGCUCAGUGGGGCAGAGGCAGUACCUGGACAGGCUGGCUGGUGGUGGGUGUCCCAGCAGCUGCCAGGAGUGACACUCUGCCCCAGCCUAUGGAAGCCCCUACCCCACCUAACCCCCUUUAGGACACAGGCCUAUCCACAGGCUUCUGAGAAGCAAGCCUGGUAGAGGCUGAACCAGAACCAAUUGUUUUCAUCCUUGUCUUACUCCCCUUCUGCCACUCCGCUGCCGUUGUAGCGUCUGUCUUUUUUGGCCAUCUGCUCCUGGAUCUAUGAGAUGGGCUUCCUGAGGGCUGCCGGGGCAGCCCCAUCAUGUCACAGUGUUGCUCCCCAGUCCUCUUUCAGGCCCCUUGGCCUCUCCUCUGCCCUGGUUUAUCAGGUUUCUUCCAUACAUCCCAAGCCAGCUCAGCAGCAGCAAACAAAACACACACACACACACACACACCCCCACACCCACCCCCACCCCCCGCCCUGUGCUGAGCUCUGCGAUCAGACCAGUGAGGGGCAUUCCUGAGAAGGACCUGCCCAGUGGCCUCCUUCCCGCUCACCAGGAAGAAUUCGGUCCAUCAUAACCCAAGGUACCAUUCUAGGCUGACACCUAACUUCUGUCAUUUCUUCUACAACUCAUACACUCGUAUGAUACUUUGACACUGUUCUUAGCUCAAUGAGCAUGUUUAGACUUUAACAUAAGCUAUUUUUCUAACUACAAAGGUUUAAAUGAACAAGAGAAGCAUUCUCAUUGGAAAUUUAGCAUUGUAGUGCUUUGAGAGACAAAGGACUCCUGAAAAAAAACCCUGAGAUUUAUUAAAGAAAAAAUGUAUUUUAUGUUAUAUAUAAAUAUAUUAUUACUUGUAAAUAUAAAGACGUUUUAUAAGCAUCAUUAUUUAUGUAUUGUGCAAUGUGUAUAAACAAGAAAAAUAAAAGAUGCACUUUGCUUUAAUAUAAAUGCAAAUAACAAAUGCCAAAUUAAAAAAGAUAAACACAAGAUUGGUGUUUUUUUCUAUGGGUGUUAUCACCUAGCUGAAUGUUUUUCUAAAGGAGUUUAUGUUCCAUUAAACAAUUUUUAAAAUGUA